UAAAACCUUGCAUCUUCCAGAUGUUUCACCCAUCUCUUGCUAAGCAGCAAAAGAGAGAGGCGUUGUUAGGUAGAGGGGCAUUGAGUUUAGUCUACAGGGUCUUCAUUAGUUCCGCAAGAAAACCACAAGUUGAAUCCGUUCAAGCAAGCCCAGUACCAGUGCAACCACAGAUCCGUGCACCGCUGAGUACCUGAGAUGGUGGAGAGAGAGAGAGAGAGAGAAGAGGAGGGCCAUUGGGGCACAGUGGGAAUUGGUCAGCAAAUCAGCCUCCUGUUUUUUCUUUCUUUAUCCUCCCUCUUUUCCCUCCUUCUGCUCUGCCCUCUAUCUUUCCUAGGUUUCUUCUCUGGUUUCAUAGUCCAGAAAGUAAACUGGCUGACAGGUUCUAACAGCUAAGACGCAUGGCGGAUAUAUUUUAAGCGAGGAUUAAACUAAGUUACAUUUUGUUAAAUCUCACUGAUAUUGGAAGUCUUUUUCAUUAAGGGUCUCCAGGAUGAGUUUUGGAUACAAAUGUUUUGCACAUGUUUGUCCAUUUUUCACAAGGAUUUGCCAAUUUUGAGCAAUAAAGUGAUCAAAGAAGCCAUCAUGACAGGGCAGGGGGUUGCGACUAGAUCCUUGUCUGCCCACCGCUUGUCUGUGAGGAGCACCCUGGAAGAUGACCUGGAUGGAGCAGACAGCACAAUUAGCCGGUCUCAGUCGGUAUGUGAUGACACGUCAUCUGAACUCGAGAGGGUUGCAGCCUUGGAUCCUCAAGCAGCAUCUAGAAACUCCUUCAGAGGGAGAGGUGCCCUGUCACGGCUGGUUACUUUGGUGGUUACUUUAAGAGACUGGGCUCAUCGGAGUUUGAUAGAGGAGGAAGAGAGGCCAGAUUCCUUCCUGGAGCGUUUCAGGGGGCCUGAGCUCCGACCCCCACCCAGCCGCUUCAGCAACACUCAGACCGAUGCCAACGGCAACAUGGACAAGGCCAUCAAGAAGAAGAGGGAAACAUUUGUGAUAUCACCAUCUGAUGACAUGCACUACCGCUGGCUGUUUGUCAUUGGCGGUGCUGUGCUCUAUAACUGGGUCUUAUUGGUGGCCAGAGCAUGUUUUGACCAGCUGCAGACUCAAAACUUUAUUAUGUGGCUAGUUCUGGACUACCUUUGUGACUCCAUCUAUAUCCUGGACACCAUUGUACGCUUACGUACAGGUUUCUUGGAGCAGGGCCUGCUGGUGAAAGAUCUGCGCAGGCUGAGGGACGCCUACAUCCACACCCUUCAGUUCAAAAUGGACGUUCUGUCCAUGUUGCCCACUGACCUGGCAUACAUCAGCACAGGAAUCCACACUCCUCAACUGCGCUUCAACCGCCUGGUCCGCUUUCCACGCAUGUUUGAGUUCUUCGACCGUACCGAGACGCGCACCAACUACCCCAACAUCUUUCGCAUCUGCAACCUAGUGCUCUACAUCCUUAUCAUCAUCCACUGGAAUGCCUGCAUCUAUUAUGCCAUCUCGAAAUCCCUGGGGUUUGGCUCCGACCAGUGGGUUUAUCCGAACAUCACAAACCCCGAGUAUGGGUCCCUGACACGUAGCUACGUCUUCUGCUUAUACUGGUCAACCCUCACGCUCACUACCAUCGGGGAGAUGCCUGCCCCGGUCAGGGAUGAGGAGUACGUGUUUGUGGUGUUUGACUUCCUGGUGGGUGUGCUGAUCUUCGCCACCAUUGUGGGAAACGUGGGCUCCAUGAUCUCAAACAUGAACGCCACGCGAGCUGAAUUCCAGGCUCGUAUAGACGCCAUCAAGCACUACAUGCAUUUCCGCAAGGUAAGCCGGGAGCUGGAGACACGAGUCAUUAAGUGGUUCGACUAUCUCUGGACCAAUCAGAAAGCUGUCGAUGAGCAGGAAGUGCUGAAGAACCUUCCGGACAAGCUGCGGGCAGAAAUUGCCAUCAACGUGCACCUGGACACACUGAAGAAGGUGCGCAUCUUCCAGGACUGUGAAGCUGGACUGUUAGUGGAGCUGGUUCUGAAGCUUCGUCCUCAGGUGUAUAGCCCAGGAGAUUACAUAUGCCGCAAAGGGGACAUUGGUAAAGAAAUGUACAUCAUCAAGGAGGGCAAACUGGCUGUUGUGGCCGAUGACGGAGUGACUCAGUACGCUCUUCUGAUUGCUGGCGGAUGCUUUGGAGAAAUCAGCAUCCUUAACAUUCAAGGCAGCAAAAUGGGCAACAGGCGAACUGCCAACAUCCGCAGCAUCGGCUACUCUGACCUGUUCUGUCUGUCAAAAGACGACUUGAUGGAGGCUGUGAUGGAGUAUCCUGAUGCAAAGAAAGUUCUAGAAGAACGAGGCAGGGAGAUUCUGAUGAAGGAGGGGCUUCUUGACGAAAGCCUGGCUGCUGGAGCUCUGAGCGUCAUAGAUACUGAUGAGAAGGUGGAGAAGCUGGAGUCAUCUCUGGACGUUCUGCAAACACGUUUCGCCCGCUUGCUCGGAGAGUUCUCAUUCACACAGCAACACCUCAAACAGCGGAUCACCACUCUGGAGCGCCAACUCUGUCACACAGGCCUCGGGUAUAUGUCGGACCACGAGGCCGACGUGGAUAUGGACGCAAACACAAGUGCAGGUGUUCACGCACAAUCACACUCAGAGACUCAUGAACAAUCAAACGCAUUGACAGAAUCACACAUGGACAUGGACACAAAUGAGGUCCACAGGUCAUUAACAGAUAUACCUGCUGAAAACUGCAACCAGGUAACAAAUGAAGCUCCUACUGAGCCAAAGAAUGAAACAUGAGUUAGAAGACAGCAUAGAAAAUGACCCUCAUGGUUACCUACGCUGUGUUAUUGGCAAAU
Messenger RNA from Alosa sapidissima (American shad), 2816 nucleotides. It is a transcript of the gene cnga2b, whose product is annotated as cyclic nucleotide gated channel subunit alpha 2b. Gene Ontology annotation, molecular function: intracellularly cAMP-activated cation channel activity; intracellularly cGMP-activated cation channel activity; cGMP binding. The transcript has 7 exons. Gene Ontology annotation, cellular component: plasma membrane; intracellular cyclic nucleotide activated cation channel complex. The coding region runs from base 508 to 2757 and encodes 749 amino acids. Lineage: Eukaryota; Metazoa; Chordata; Actinopteri; Clupeiformes; Clupeidae. The record is from RefSeq and is a predicted model, not a curated record. Gene Ontology annotation, biological process: monoatomic cation transmembrane transport.